AUUCAUGUUCUGACUGUAUUAUUCAUGUGUGUGUUUCAUAGAUGUUGUUGGCAAAGUUGUCAACGUGAGAGAGUUGGUUUUUGUUCCUUCCGUGGAACAUUCUCACGGAGGAUAUUUUGAGUUGUACUUUGGUUUACGUGAUACUGAGUUUGUGAAAUUAGAGCUAUCACAGGAACGUAGGUGGAGAUGUACCAACGUUUCAGGAUGUACGAGGAUUAUGUUGAAUCCGAAUCUCAGUAUUACCGACGAAAUGCUUUGUUGGAAUCCUGAAAACGACCAAGUACCUAUCAUCACACGCAAGGAGAAUGCCAUGGAGUGAUGAUGCAUGGAGUCGAUUAAUCGAACACGUGUUAUCGCGGCAUAUGAAAACAUGAUAUCUGAUGAAUUACGUGCGUUAUUGAAUUCACGACCUCCUAAGGAUGUUUGUUGUCGUGCGAGAGCGCGCCGUGUAGCAAUACUUAAAUCAAGACGGAUAAAAGCGAGGACAAGACCACCAGAAACCGGGUUGGUGUUGCCGAUUUACGAAGAUGAUUACGUGCAUUUCCUCGCAACCGAUUCGGAUUCUGAUCAUGGUGAUAGGGAGGACCAAACAGACGACGAUAAUGCAAUGGAUUAUGAUUUUGUUGAACAUCUCGAUAACGCCGAUGAGUGUAUUAUGGAACAGGAAGGGUUUGGAUCCAUACCGAUCAUAAAUGUGAAACCUGGAUUAACAGAAAACGGUUAUUUUGAUGAUGGAGAUCCGUUUUAUACCUGUCAAAAUUGCGGUGCUUAUAUGUGGUUUGGCGAGCAUAUUAACAAACGUGGAGCUAAAAAUAGGCCUAUAUUUUCUACGUGUUGCAUGAAGGGUAAAGUGGAGCUGCCUAAACUAAAAAAUCCUCCACCGGUGCUUAUGUCGAUGUUGUAUGGCAAGGAUGAGAGAAGCAAAAAUUUCCGUGCUUUAAUUAGAGCAUACAAUAUGAUGUUCUCCAUUCACGUCGCUUGGUGGUCAAAUUGA
Arabidopsis lyrata subsp. lyrata is the source of this 994-nucleotide messenger RNA. RefSeq lists its product as uncharacterized. The record is from RefSeq and is a predicted model, not a curated record. The transcript has 6 exons. The coding region runs from base 326 to 994 and encodes 222 amino acids. Lineage: Eukaryota; Viridiplantae; Streptophyta; Magnoliopsida; Brassicales; Brassicaceae.